GGAUAUUGUAUCAAUUGACAAUCGCUACAUUAAACCCAAGAAUCGACACUAAAAAUCUUAUAAGAGAUUUUUUUUCCUUUAAAAAUUUCACCAAAUUUUUUUUGGUUUCCCGGACUUUACCACAGAACUCCCGCCCACUAAAAAUUAUUUUUGCGUGAAAAUUUAUUUAGGUUUCUUUUAGUAUUAGGUUUUACUAAGUUUGAUUCACAUUUCACCAGUUAAGCAAAACUAAACCUCUAUUCCUUUUAAAAACCCCCAAUUCUUCUACAUGCAAUCUAAUUCUCGAUCAAUUUACCUCUUGGAUCUUCAAAUUCGAGAAGCGAUUAAGAUUCUUUUGGCUUAAUUGUUGGAAGCUCUAAAGUUUAUCGUUGCGGCAAAUUUUUUUUUUAGCAUUUUCAGAUCUAGAUGGCAAAAAGAAGACGUUUGAACAAGAUCAGAGUAUCUGUGGAGAAUCCUUCCACUUCAACAGAAAUGGCUGAAACUCAACAUACAGAUAUGGACGCAUCGCAUACUGUCCAAAAAACAAUGUCUAGAGAAGAAACAACCAUAGAAAAUGAGAUGGAUCCAUCAAUGCAAGAUGAUCAGGAUAGUGAAGAAAAUUCUGUGACUCGUAGAGGUCCAACUAUUCUUGCUGACAUCUGGAACCAAUCCCCGGAAGAAAAGUGGGUUGUCAAAUUCAAUCGUUAUGGACAACCUAUUGGUGAAGAAAGUACUCUUUUAUCUAGUUUUAUAGGCACCAUAGGGAGAAAUCCAGAGCUAGCACCACAAGGACAUCCUGAUUGGAGACUGGUUCCAAAGGAAUACAAAGAUAAGUGCAUGGAUGAGAUAAGGGCACGUUUUACGUUUCCACGUAUUGGGGAACCUUUCAUUCUAAAGACUAUAGGAGAAAGAGUGAAAGAUUUUAGAGGAGAAUUAAAGGCUGAGUAUUAUGAGCCAAACAAGCAUAAUAGGAACCUACUAGUAGAAAACAAGCCUGGUCGUGUACCUAUCGAGCAAUGGCUGAAAUUAAUUACAUAUUGGGAACAAGAUAAGACUAAGAGGCGUGCAACUAUGAAUAAGAACAACCAAUUGAAACAAAAAAUGCCUCAUUGUUCUGGAAGGAAGAGUUUUGCUCGCAGAAGAGCAGAAAAGACUAUUAAUGGUGUGGAGCCUUCUUGAGCACAAAUUUAUAUUGAUACUCAUAAGGAUAGAAAGACAAAGGAUAAAAAAAGAUAGAUGAAGAAUCAGCUAAAGCUGUUGAGUUGAUGAAAGAAAAACUAGCUGAAAUUCCUGGUGGUGUUGAACAAUCUGAAGGAAGAAUUGCAUGGUCGGGUGAUAUAUAUGAUCAAGUUAUUAAUAAGCCAGAAAAGUAUGGCAAACUGCGUGGAGUUGGUUUUGGAGUUAGUUCGUCUAUUAUAAGAGAUAACUCAUCAGCUAGCCAAUUACGUUUGAUUUCUUCAAAUAAUUGUGACAAUGUGCAAUUUGAGAAUUUAAUUGAGGCGAGAAUUAAGGUGAUACAAGAAAAACAUCAAAAAGAAUUGAAAGAAAUGCAUGAGAAGGCAAAGGAAGACAUGAAACAGAUGCAUGAGAGACAAGAAUAUUUAGAGGAUAAUCUCUCUAAGUUAGUUGAAUUUCUAACAAAUACUCUGCCAAAAAAA
Messenger RNA from Chenopodium quinoa (quinoa), 1637 nucleotides. RefSeq lists its product as uncharacterized. The coding region runs from base 406 to 1158 and encodes 250 amino acids. The record is from RefSeq and is a predicted model, not a curated record. The transcript is spliced from 8 exons. NCBI's taxonomy places the organism in Eukaryota, Viridiplantae, Streptophyta, Magnoliopsida, Caryophyllales, Amaranthaceae.